Lytechinus pictus (painted urchin) is the source of this 753-nucleotide messenger RNA. Its product is annotated as echinoidin-like. Lineage: Eukaryota; Metazoa; Echinodermata; Echinoidea; Temnopleuroida; Toxopneustidae. Gene Ontology annotation, molecular function: signaling receptor activity. Bases 71 to 628 code for a protein of 185 amino acids. The record is from RefSeq and is a predicted model, not a curated record. The transcript is spliced from 3 exons.
ACACCUCUUCGUCAGUUUUAUAUGAGCAGCAACCAGUUGCGAAAGAACAGCUGCUAAUUUUGAGGCCAAAAUGCUGAAGAAGAUGUUGACCCUCUUGGCCAUCGCAACGUUGGCUGUAAUGCUGCCGACCCUACCGGGCUGCCAAGCCGACGGGUGUGGGUGUCCCCCACUGUGGACCCCUUUUCAACAUAACUGUUACAGGUAUUUCUCGGUGAAGAAUAUCACUUGGCUUGGAGCUGAGAUGCACUGUUCAAGUUUCUCCGUUCCUUGUACUGGAAUCGAUGCUCCCCUUAGCCUGGGACAUCUCACUUCUAUACAUUCUAAAGAUGAGAUGGAUUUUCUUGCAGUGCUAUAUGAAGACCUCCGCACUAAAGUGAUAACGUCCUUUACUAGAGUUUGGAUUGGAUUUCAUGACAAGAGUACAGAAGGUAGUUGGGAAUGGAGUGACGGCUCGAGCGUAGACUACAAGUAUUGGGAUACUGAUCAGCCGAACAACUAUGGAGGAGGGCAAGACUGUGCCGAGUUUCACACGUCCAACGAAUAUAAGUGGAAUGAUCUUGACUGUGACACAGACAACGACAGCGAAUUCACUGUGACGGGUUAUAUCUGUAAGCUGCCACAGUGGUAAUGUGUGGAAAUGCCACAGUUUUACUGUAUGGAGGGUUCCACUGUGGUCGUGUGGAAUAUAUCACAGUGGUAGUUUGUAUCAAGCUCCACAGUGACAGUAUUACCCAGCCCCCGGUCAUUAAGUAA